AGGCGAUGCUAAACAAAAAACGUUUAGAGCUUUAACAUUUAUUGGACUAUGCUCGCGAAAAUGCAUUUUCACAUCAGUUGUAUUAGGAGUUCUAACAUUCACUGAACUAUGUCCGCGCAAACACGUCUUAACAUAAGCUUUAAUACUUCUAUUAAAAGCUUUAUUUAUUUAACUGUAUCGCCAUAAAAACGCACCUAAAAAUUUCUUUUAAAAGUUAUGUUCAAAACCCUAACAUUUAUUGAAUUAUGUCCGCGUGAAGCAAAGUAUUCAAAUUAUACAUAUAAACACUUAUAUAUGUACUCACUUCGAAUUCUGUUGAAAAGAAAAAUUAAAGGAAUGGAAUUAAGAUAUUUGAUAAGAGAAGUAAAUGCCUUGAAGUUCUGUAAUAUAAUUUUGAAUGGUGUAUUAAGUUUGAAAAUCCAAUUCACUAAGGAAUUCGGAAUCGUAUAAGUCUUUAUUACAACACCUAUAAAACACUUGAAAGUUGGGAAACUACCGAAGUUGAGAGGAGGAAAUUCUAGACUUGAACUUUCAUUUCGUUUUUGUGCUCUGCAAUAAACGGUUCCGCAUCUUUCGACUAUCUUUAUUUUAAUCAUCUAUAUACGUAAAGAUAGAUGGUGAGAUCGUAAUCCACUUCUAUGCCAAAGAUGGUUAAGACCAUUUUCUGGAGUUUACUUGAACUAUACGCUUCCUUCAAGGUUUUGAUCACUUAAACCAGUAUGGUAGACGCUUUACUGAUGAAGGAAAGUCGAUUUAUCGGAAGAAAAAAUUUGUGUUUCGUUUCCACUAGCUACUAAUGCUGGUGGGCGAGUAGUUCCUUCGGACUUCCCCGCAGGGUAGAGUGAAAGGCUUUCUUCACCUUCCUAUUAGGAAUCGUAAAAAGGAGUGGGUGGUCGUCGGGGAGAGAAACAUCGGACUGACGAAAUGAAGACAGAAGUGAAUCUGUGAUCUAAGCAAAAUGACGGAAGACAGCGCAUGUAUCGUCGAGACGCGACUUUACAAUUCAACGUUCGGCGUUGAGCUGGCGGUGCCGGAAUGGGAGGCAAUUUUGACCAUAGUGACUUUAUCGUUGAUAAUCCUGAUAACGGUCGUCGGUAAUACUCUAGUGAUAUUAAGUGUGUUCGCAUAUAAACCAUUAAGAAUAGUUCAGAACUUUUUUAUCGUGUCGUUAGCCGUAGCGGAUCAGACGGUCGCGAUACUUGUGCUACCGUUCAACGUCACAUAUUCCAUUUUGGGCAGAUGGAUUUUCGGGAUACACGUGUGCAAGAUGUGGCUGACAUCGGACGUGCUUUGUUGUACGGCGUCGAUACUGAACUUGUGCGCAAUCGCCUUGGAUCGGUUUUGGGCCAUCACUGACCCAAUCAAUUACGCCCAGAAAAGAACAUUGAAGAGAGUACUGUUAAUGAUCGCGGGCGUAUGGAUAUUGUCAUUGAUAAUCAGUUCACCACCGCUGAUAGGAUGGAACGAUUGGCCCGAGGAUGACGAUUUCGUCGACGUUCCCUGUCAACUCACCAGGCGGAGGGGUUAUGUAAUUUAUUCUGCUUCCGGUUCUUUCUUCAUUCCGCUGUUCAUAAUGACGAUCGUGUAUGUAGAAAUAUUUAUAGCGACCAGACGUCGCCUUCGAGAACGGGCGCAGGCAUCGAAAAUAAACGUGCUGUCGAAAUCGCACAACGAAUCGAUCAUAAUGGAACAGCGGGAACGGGGAUCUAUCAGCAGUGAGUCGAACAUGCACGAGAAACAAAGCAGAAGUAACCACCAGAACGGGGAGAGUGAGCAUUUGUACCCAAAACGGAUCGAACAAGAGCCGGUGUCGGAUUUUCCUCGAGCGGUGGCUCCUCAAGAGAAUGCGGCCACAAUGUCCGCAUCCACUACUAGUACCGGAACACCAGAAAAGACUAACAAGAAGGCCGGAAAAGCUCUUGUAACGAUAAAGAAACAGGGCACCGUGUCCCAAUUUAUCGAGGAAAAACAAAGGAUAUCGCUGUCGAAAGAACGACGGGCGGCCAGAACGCUGGGCAUUAUAAUGGGGGUGUUUGUAAUAUGUUGGUUGCCUUUCUUUCUCAUGUAUGUGAUCGUUCCAUUUUGUCCUACUUGUUGUCCUUCGUACAAACUGAUCAAUUUCAUAACAUGGCUAGGAUAUGUUAAUUCGGCGUUAAAUCCCGUUAUUUAUACAAUAUUUAAUUUGGACUUUAGGAGAGCCUUCAAAAUGUUGCUACGUAUAAAAAGCAAUUAGGAAAAUAUAAUAUAUAGUAGCUUUUUUAGAUAGUGAGAGUAAUCGAUAUUUAUCUAAAUCAAUUCUUUGUAAUUAAUCUGAAAAGAUUAAAAUAAACAAACACUUAGUAUGGUUAUUUCCUGUUAUUAAACCAUUACGAAUUCUAACGUGGAUGCAUAAAAGGGGUAUGUACUACUGAUGUUGUUGACAUCAGACAGUGCUCCGCCUAGGUAUUUACCAUUUAUGCGACUGAUUUGUGCCAAAGUUAAAACUCUUUUAAAAUUAAUACAUAUUAUAAAUUCUCACUCGCCAUUGUCUUAACGGUGUGUUACAAAUUAACCCCCGAUUGGGUGUAGGAAGAACACACAACCCAGUACACUCUGAAACAAAAUACUAUUUUUUUAAUGAGUUCAGAAUACAAUAAUAAAGAAAAUCAGUUGCAUUUUCUACAAUAUCGUCAUCAUUAGCUGUACACGCACUUCCACUCCUGAGGAAAAUUCGCAUUUCCCUAAAAUUAGAUUAUCCCAAAUUCCUACCUACUUGCGACCACCAAUCUAAUGUUAUUUUACUUUCCUACUUGGUCCUGAUAUGUCUUUAGUAAACCUUCCUUGCCCCAGCAGAUGUCAGUCAUACUAUCCCACUUUACUUUUUCUUUAUUAUUAACUUGCAGAGAGUCCUUUGUUUUAUUUUGUUUUCCUAAACUUUUCUAUCACCGGUGUUUUCAUCAUCUGCUUCUGUUCACUGUUCAAUUUCACUCAUACAUUCCUUUCCAGCUGAUGUUUCAAUACUUUAUCAAUGAGAAUAACUGUCAUAUACAUUUAAUUGAUUUAUGACCGCCUGCAAAACCGUCGGUCUUUUACGUUAGAUCGAAGAAGUGACCCAACUGCAUAGAAUAUCUUUAUACCAUGCCACUACUACUACUCUCAUUCAUUCCAAAAUGUCUACUUUUUCUCCGCAUCGACUGUUCACCUUUCGCAGCCAAAUAGAAAUUAGAAUGAGAUAAGUUUCUGCAUAUCAAUAUUUAUAUAUAACAAUAAUAAUAAUUUUACAAAUCAAAAUAAUUACAAAAUGUAACUAUAAAUAAUAAUGAAACGUCAUUUUACAUCCUGCAUCCAAUUUAGGGUUAAUGACUAACUAAAUAAAAGCGACAAUUUUUUACAUUUGCUUUGUACCAGGAAAUCUUUGGAUAGGUAUUUCUUUACAAAAGGGGACAGUUCCUUCAUGGAGACGUUCUUUAAGGGUUCAGAACAAAAACGUUAUGUACUUACUUAUAAUAAUAAGUAAAUUGUUUACGUGUAAAUACUUUAUGCGACGUUGGAGACCGUAUCCGAUAUUACAAGAGAAGUGUGCUUUCAGGGGAACUGUUGCUUUUGUUAUCUUGCAAUAAAUGUUUAUAUAUAUAAAUUUUUAAAUAUGUAUAAAUAUACGGUUGUAAAGUGUUCAUUAAAUAUUUAUUUCAAUCAAUUUUACUUUUGUACCUAAAUAAAUAAGGAGAUAAGUACAUAACAGAAGAAGAUAAUUUUUAAGAAACUGUUUGUUACCUAUCUGUAAACCAUUAGAGUAGGGUUGAAAUAAUCAAUUUUUACUAAUCGUAAAAUUAAAUCCGAGGAUUUCAGAAUUUUUAAAAAUAAUAAUGACACCCUUUCGAUGAGUUGCAAUUCUUGCUUCUAGGCUUACCGUUAAAUAGAAGUGAUAAUAAUAGUGAUUUUAUUAAAAUUAACUCUUGUAUGGCCUGACUGUUUGUUAUUCUAU
This is a messenger RNA of Agrilus planipennis (emerald ash borer), 3964 nucleotides long. RefSeq names its product tyramine receptor 1 (gene Oct-TyrR). The transcript is spliced from 4 exons. Gene Ontology annotation, molecular function: octopamine receptor activity. Lineage: Eukaryota; Metazoa; Arthropoda; Insecta; Coleoptera; Buprestidae. Bases 959 to 2233 code for a protein of 424 amino acids. The record is from RefSeq and is a predicted model, not a curated record. Gene Ontology annotation, biological process: adenylate cyclase-activating adrenergic receptor signaling pathway. Gene Ontology annotation, cellular component: membrane.